Molecule: messenger RNA, 2781 nt
Organism: Giardia duodenalis
Lineage: Eukaryota; Fornicata; Diplomonadida; Hexamitidae
Product: putative Translation initiation factor IF-2
Exons: 1
Coding region: 1-2781 (926 amino acids)
Molecular function (GO): GTP binding; translation initiation factor activity; GTPase activity
Source: RefSeq, a predicted model, not a curated record
AUGCCUCCACGAAAUCAACAGUUCAAUGCAAACGCAGGGAAGCGCGGGAUGACUCGUAAGGAGCAAGAGCAGCAGCAGAAGCGUGAAGAGGCCAGUAAGGCGGCUAGUCAGCGUGAGCGACAGACGGGUCCUCUGGAACUCCCAGUGGUCGUUCCAAAGGGGCCUACAAUAUCUAAAAAGGCGCUCCUGGCCCGUAAGGAGGCCAGAGAAAAGGCAGAAGCAGAGGCCGCUGCAGCCGCAGCUGCAGCUACUGCUGCCACAGAAGCAAAGACAGGCCAUACCCAAAAGAAGGAGCCCGUCAAAGGCAAGGGGAAGCGACACCAUGAGGACUUCGAUGCAUGCAUGGACUUGGAUGCUCAUAGCGAAGAGCCUUCAGAAGAGGUCUUAGAGGAGCCUUCAGAAGUUUCAAAAACAGUAGAAGGCACGCAGAAAGAGGGCCAUCCCAGGGCUCGCAUGGAGCCAGAGAAGCAACAAGGUCUUGACCCUGGUAGGGGUAAGCGAAGGGGGGAAAAUAGAGGCCAGCACUCUGCCGCCGGUGGGCCAGGUUUGUUGGGAAUAGACUUUAACUCCAUGAGCGAGGAGGAGCGCAGAGAGGCGAUGGACAUGCUGCGUGCCCGAAUAGCAGAGUCUCGCCAGGAAGAAGAGGAGCGGAAGUUAAAGCAGGAGCAGAUUCGAGCGGAACAAAGAGCAAAGGAGCAGGAAAGUGUGCAGCAGGCUGCAGAGGAAGUCUCCAAGGCUGCCAAACGCUCGUGGGAGGAUGAUGCGGACAGUGACUCCAGUUUUGAAAUAGACAAUAGUAAGCAUACAGCUUCUUCAAAAGCAAAGGCCAAAGUGACGCAUACGCAGAAGUUGGCGGAGCUUAGCCGGCAGCAGGAGCUAGAUUACCAUGCUAAGAUGCGUGCCGAUAAGAUCCAGGAGAAUCUCAGAAGCCCGAUCUGCGCGAUUCUGGGACACGUCGACACAGGAAAGACAUCUCUGCUCGAUAAAAUCAGAUCUACGAACAUACAAGGAAAAGAAGUCGGUGGUAUAACACAGCAGAUCGGCAGCACAUUCUUCUCUUACGAGUAUCUCAGUGAGCGGACAAAGGAGUUCCCCAUGAAAGUGAAGUACAAAAUACCAGGCCUUUUGAUUGUCGACACGCCUGGGCACGAGUCGUUUGCCAAUCUGAGGAGCCGUGGCAGCAGCCUUGCAGAUAUCGCCAUCCUCGUGGUCGACCUCAUGCAUGGGCUAGAGCGACAAACAAUAGAGAGCAUUAAUCUGCUUAGAGCGCGGAAUUGCCCGUUCAUCGUUGCGCUGAACAAGAUUGACAGGUUAUACAAUUGGAAGUCUGUCCAGGGACGCUCUUCCAAGCGUGCGCUAGAGGGAACCAUGGGCAGUGGUCCUGAGAUGACAAGUGCGGGGGUGGUAAAGGACAACCCGUGCAAGCAGGACAAAGCAACGUUGGACGACUUUGAAAAGAAGUAUCUGGACGUUAGAAACCAGUUUGCUGAGCUCGAACUUGACGUGGAUCUCUGGUGGAAUAUCGCUGACCUCAAGAGGGUUAUACCCGUUGUCCCCACGAGCGCAUUCACCGAGGAAGGGGUCCCUGACCUACUCGCCGUCCUUGUUGGAUUCACUCAGCUAUUAAUGGAAGAUAAGAUUGCUGUACAUUACAGUGAUAGCGGAGAAGAGAAGAUGCAGUGCACAGUCCUGGAGCUCAGAAAAGAGGAUGGCUUUGGGUACACAAUCGAUUGCAUCCUUGUCAACGGAGAGUUGCACAGAGGCGACACGAUCGUUUUGGCUGGGCUAAAUGGACCCAUUGUUACCAAGAUUAGAGAGCUUCUUACUCCCCAAGAAGCUCGUGAGAUCCGCGAAAAGGGAACCGCCAAUUACAAGCGUAAUGAUAAGCUGCGCGCUUCGAUUGGAUUCAAGAUUUAUGCGACAGAUCUUGAAACUGCCAUUCCUGGGAGCACUGUACUGCGAGAGGAUCCUGGAGAUAACCUUGAGGACCUUAAGGAGUGCGUUAUGGCAGAUAUACAUGACAUGGCAAAGCAAUUCAAGUUUUCUAACGUGGGCAUCUAUCUUAACGCAUCAUCCUUGGGGUCUAUGGAAGCACUCAUCACGUACCUAAGUUCGGAAAAGACAAAGGUGCCGCUCGCAGGGUGUGCUAUAGGCCCGAUCUCCAAGAACACUAUUCAAGAGGCGGCCCUCCAGCUUGAGCGUACAAAUCCAGAGUAUGCUUGCAUCUUGGCCUUUGAUAUUGAAGUAGACAAAGCGACAGAGGACUAUGCAAAGAUUAACAAGGUGAAGAUUUUCAGGGCGGACAUCAUUUAUCAUCUCUAUGACAUGUUUGUCGAACACUUGAAGCAGUACAAGCUUGAGAGACGGGAGGCGCUCAAAUCGGAGACCGUCUUUCCAUGCAUAAUGACCAUCCUAGACUGCUUUCAUCACAAAGAUCCUCUCAUUAUUGGGGUGCGAAUCGAUAAAGGGUCUCUUCAUCCACAGCAGCCAAUCUGCUUCCCAACAGGAAAGCUUCUAGGAAAGGUGGAAAGCAUUCAGAAAGAUAAUAAGAGCCAUCCUAUGGCAAAGGCAGGCACCGAAGUUGCCAUCAGAAUCGAGACCGCUGACUCCUCCACCGCCUAUGGGCGGACAUUCAGCAAGGAGGACACACCGACUCUGUACACUGCUAUGAAUAGAAAAAGUAUUGAUAUCUUAAAGAAGUAUUACCGCGACGACCUUACAAAAGAGGAUUGGGUGUGCGUAAAAACAAUCAAGACUCUACUAAAUAUUGACCCCGCAUGA